UUGGUUAAGUGCAACGUAACCUGAAGUACAUUUUCGAUGCGGUUUUAUUGUUUUAAAAAAUAAAUAUAAGUACUUACAAUGGACGUAGAUUUAACUGACGAAGAUUAUGUCAUCCAACGAGCGAAAGCUGCCCUGAAAAGCAACCCUUUAUCAGCAAAAGCAUGGAUGAUCACUGCUAAAACUCUUUAUCCAAAUAAUUUUGGAGUACAGUUCGAAGCAUAUUGCAUUGAGAAAAAUGCAGGGCAUGUUAAAGAAGCUGCCAAGUGUUUUAGUGAUUUAAUUGGAAAAUUUCAACAACAGCCUGAAUUGUGGAAAGAAAUUGAAAAUGUUACUUUAGCUUUAAGAGCGGAGAGCGAUACUAAUGAUCCAGAAAAACAGUUCCUGUGUGAAAUGUUCAAACAUAUUUCUCCAGAUGUUCAGCACAAGUUACUAUUAUGUACAGCAGACCAUUGUGAAGACACAAUGGAACAUUGUCGUUUACUUUUACUGCUUUUACAGAGGUUUCCCACUGCAAUAUCAAGUUACGGGUCUCGACUAGUUGACACUCUCAUCAGUGCAGAGAAACACAGUCAUGAUGGAAACUUCCCCCUAAAUGCAUACAGAAAAUUGCUAGUUUGUGAACUGCUGCCACUUUUAGCAACUGAAAAUGCUAAAGUGGACUUAUCAUCUAAAUUGUUGCAAAAAUUGCUAUAUAAAGCUGUCGAAUUUUAUUCUUGUUCACUAGGUCUCACACCUGGUGUAUCACCAGAUCCAGAAUCUAAAGUUGAAGAUCCAUGGCAAAAAUUAUUUGCUGUUAUCGAAUUUAUUGGGAAGCAAUUAGAGUGGGAACAUUAUUUAGUCAAUUUUGGCAGUAACUGGACAAAAGAGAGUUACUGGCAAAAAAUUGUCACUUACUGCCAAGCUAGAAUAAAUAAUCUUGAUGAUAAGCAAUUGCUAUUCUGUUCUUCUAUUUUCUUUCUUCAUUGUUUGCAUGAGUAUUCAGUGAGCCUCACUCCCGAAUCAAGCCCAGGACAACAGCAAAAUACUUUUGUUUUAGUAGAAGCUUUUGUCGAUUCUAGUUUACCAAAUCCUGCUACUGAACCCAAAAGUAAGAAGCGGAAAAGCGACGAUUAUUUAUAUCCAUAUAUAUCAGUGGAAAAGCCAGAAUUGAAAAAUAUUCACAGCAACUUCCUUAUGGUUGUGAAUUGUUGGGACCUGUUUCAGUCUUCUGAGCAUUUUCAGAGAGAAUUUUUCAUGUUGAACAGUUUUUUGAAAUUGGAAUCAUGUUUUACAAAUUUUCUAAUUGAUUAUGCUAUUUAUAAAGGAAAAUAUGAUGAUGCUUUGGUUUAUCUACAGAAAAUCAGUGACAGCAAUAUGCUUUUAAAUAAAUACAUAAACAUUGCGGGAAUUCUAUAUUUCAAAAAAAAUUACAAAUCAUGUUUCGAACAUAUCUUACUUGCAAUUCCGUUAUUACCAAGUGGUAUUGUUGGUAGUUUAAGUAGUGCCUUAAGUGUGGGCGGCAAUCAACGACAUUUACAUUAUUUACCUUUAACAUAUACAGCUAUUCUUCAGUACUUUGUUAAAUUGCUGUUAAGAUGUACAAAGGAAAAUAUGGCCAAGCAUAACUACAGUGAAUUAGCCAUAGGUCAUAUUUUAACAUUGGUACAAUUAGAUUGGCCACAAGAAGAAGAAUUUGUACCUCCUUUGAUGAACCAAAUUCAACAACACGGAUCGUUCAAUUACAUAUUAUUCCAAAACUACAUAAUUAAUGUUGACAUACUGGAAGAAAUAACGUACUUGUGGACAAAUCAAGGUGGGCAGAUUACUUUAGACAUUAUUCCUCACAUGGGACAAAGGAGAAUAGGAACUAGAGGAGCAGAUAAAGGUGCCAAAGAAGAAAUAAAGCAAAUUAUUAGGCGUCAGGUAGCCAGAAGUAAUGAGAAUAUUAGCGAACUGCUGAUAAGAUUCAUCACGCAUGAAAGGGAGUUAAUUUUUCAGAGUUUAAUGUAAUACUUGUCAACUUUGUAAUUCACAAUUUGAAAUUUUCUUGAAUAUAAUAAAUCAUUUUUUAAA
Messenger RNA from Zophobas morio, 2052 nucleotides. RefSeq names its product integrator complex subunit 10 (gene IntS10). Gene Ontology annotation, biological process: snRNA processing. The coding region runs from base 79 to 1989 and encodes 636 amino acids. The record is from RefSeq and is a predicted model, not a curated record. Gene Ontology annotation, cellular component: integrator complex. Lineage: Eukaryota; Metazoa; Arthropoda; Insecta; Coleoptera; Tenebrionidae. The transcript has 12 exons.